UAAAACUGAGCAACUGGUCAAAACACAAAGAGGGUGUGACUAUUAUAAAAAUUGGACUAUUAGAAAAAUUGUCUGUGUAACAUCAUGCAUCAUUCACCUAUACCCCCAUAUAAACAUCAGCUUCUUCUUCUUCUUUAAAAUUUUAAUUUCAACUACCUUCUCUCUUUCUCUCUCGCCCAAUCUAUCUCUUUCUCAAUGAAGCAUAAUCAAGCUCUUCAUGAUUUUCCCCAUGGGAAAAACCAAAACCAAUCACUUCUUGUUCAGAAAUCACCCAAACUAGUACUUGUAAUAGCAUUCUCUUCCCUUGUUUUCCUCACCAUUUUUAUCCCUCUCUGCUACCCUUCCAUAAGCUACUCUUCAUUGCUCUUUCAAAGCAUUUCAAAACCACCUCCUAAUUCCGAUGAUUAUAACCAUGACCAUAAAUUUGUUUAUGAUCAUACAGCUUUGCCAUCUUCUUCUUCUUCCACAAACGAGUGUGAUUUAUUUUCAGGGGAAUGGGUUCCAAAUCCAAAAGCUCCUUAUUACACUAACAAAACAUGUUGGGCAAUUCAUGAGCACCAAAACUGUAUGAAAUAUGGUAGACCUGAUUCUGAGUACAUGAAAUGGAGGUGGAAACCAGAUGGGUGUGAGCUUCCUAUUUUCAACCCGGCUCAGUUCUUGGAAUUGGUCAGAGGCAAGUCUUUGGCCUUUGUUGGUGACUCUGUGGGUAGAAACCAAAUGCAGUCUUUGAUUUGCCUCCUCUCUAGGGUGGAAUAUCCUAUAGAUGUGUCAUACACACCAGAUGAGCAUUUCAAGCGCUGGAGAUACACAACCUACAACUUCACCAUGGCAACACUUUGGACACCUCAUUUGGUUAAAGGCAGAGAAUCUGAUCCUAAUGGUCCAACUCACACCGGCCUCUUCAGCCUCUACCUCGAUGAAUUCGACGAGGAAUGGACAACCCAAGUUGAAGAAUUCGAUUACAUUAUAAUCUCAGCAGGCCACUGGUUUUACCGUCCACUUGUUUUUUAUGAAAAUGGAAAGAUCGUUGGGUGCCAUUACUGCCUCCUUGACAAUGUGACAGACUUAGGAAUGUACUAUGGCUAUAGAAAAGCAUUUAGGACAGCUUUCAAGGCCAUCAACAGCUUGAAAAACUACAAGGGAAUAACAUAUCUAAGGACUUUUGCACCAUCACAUUUUGAAAAUGGGUUGUGGAAUGAAGGUGGGAAUUGUGUUAGGACAAAGCCAUUUAGGAGCAAUGAGACUCAUUUGGAAGGUCCAAAUUUGGAGCUUUACAUGACCCAAUUGGAGGAAUUUAGGACUGCUGAGAAAGAAGGGAGAGAAAGGGGUUUGAAAUUCAGGCUGCUUGAUACAACACAGGCUAUGUUAUUGAGGCCAGAUGGUCAUCCUAGUAGAUAUGGUCAUUGGCCACAUGAAAAUGUGACUUUGUAUAAUGACUGUGUUCACUGGUGCUUGCCUGGACCCAUUGAUAAUUGGAAUGAUUUCUUGUUGGAGAUGAUGAAGAAUGAACGACUCAGAUCUGCUGAGGAGGAGAAAAAUCUGUACUCCAAUGAUAGGAAAUUGCUCGUGAAAUAGAUUUUUUUUAUUUAUUAUUAAUUGUUUUUGUAUUUAAAAUGGUGUUUUCUUUUUUCUUGUUGCUUCAUCGUGCUAAAUUUUAUUUGAAAAAUAUAAGAACGGUAUAAAAUAGGACAUGAAAUGAUUCAUGGAUUACCCAAAAUCAUGGAUAUGCAUAUAUGAGUAACUGUAUUCUUUGUGAUUCUGCAUAUUGAAGUUAUAUAAGAUUCCCAAAUUCCCACCAA
Messenger RNA from Ziziphus jujuba (common jujube), 1799 nucleotides. RefSeq names its product protein trichome birefringence-like 19. The transcript has 2 exons. Gene Ontology annotation, molecular function: O-acetyltransferase activity. NCBI's taxonomy places the organism in Eukaryota, Viridiplantae, Streptophyta, Magnoliopsida, Rosales, Rhamnaceae. Gene Ontology annotation, cellular component: Golgi apparatus. The record is from RefSeq and is a predicted model, not a curated record. The coding region runs from base 196 to 1575 and encodes 459 amino acids.